CCAAUAGCGCUGUGUUUCCACCAGGGGGCAGCUGUCAAUCAUCGAGCACGAGCAGGUCUCAGCGCACAACAGUGUCACGCGCCUCACUCGGCUUACUGCAGAAACAUGGAGCAACAAAACCCCAAAUUACCGAUUCCUCGACUGCCUUCCACAUCUCAAAAAACAUUUAAAAAGUUUAAAAGCCCUUCUUCAAAAGUGGCUGUAAGACGUUUAAGACAGUCGAGUAGAAUUUACAUUGGAGAUUGUUUUACACACGAUGGGAGAGAUUUUCGUGAUCUGCACGGCCUGAAAACGGAUGAAGAGUUGGCUAAGUAUCUUUUAGACAGUCAUCAGUCCAAAUAUGAAGCAUCAACAUCUACACCAUUGAAACGCCAACUGUGUAUUUCUCCAACACCAGUGCCAGCUCUGUCUAGCAUUCAUGGAGAAUCAUCUGAAAGGGAUGAUAAUUUGGAGGAGGUGAUGGAACAAGGUGAAACUAAAAAAGAAGGAUCUUCACAAAUGAUAGAGUCAUCAGAUGACACACGGUCACCAAACAGAGAACCAGAAGUUGAUUCGUCUUCAGAGGAGGACGAAACCAUCGAGAUGGACAGCGGUACUGAUGACAGCGGUGAUGAGGACUACACACCUUAUAUACACAUAAGGACUGGAGCAGCAUUAGAAAAAACAUUACAACUUGAGACUCUGCAAGAAAUUAACAUAGAGGAUACAGUUCAUGACUGUAAUAUCCCAGAAGCAACUGACCGACGUUUGACAAGCAAGAAAGGUCUUCCUCGACGCUACAAGCUAAGGCCUGAGGAUCCAAGGCGUUAUGGUUUGCUGUCCGGAGUUCCUGCACCAUCAACAGAGGAACUUCUACAACACCUACGGACUUGCGGUGAUGGUAAAAUAAAACAUUAUCUGCCUUACAUCUUCCACACAAUAGUCCAUUGCUAAUUGAGUUUAUUUUUUAUUUACAGGUAAAACUUUGCCACAGAUAUAGGUAUUGGGGGAGGCA
Molecule: messenger RNA, 994 nt
Organism: Nothobranchius furzeri (turquoise killifish)
Lineage: Eukaryota; Metazoa; Chordata; Actinopteri; Cyprinodontiformes; Nothobranchiidae
Source: RefSeq, a predicted model, not a curated record